AUGGAUGCGAGCAUUAAUGGACGAGCAAACGAAGUUGAAGUUCCUUUAGCAUUGGAUCAUUCCUGGGAGACUCAACAUUUUAUAGGUAUGUUUAAUAUAAUUCAUGAGGAAAUUAGUAUAACAUAUUGCUUUAUUUUUGUCACAUGCUGAUACUGGACACCUACCGAUCAGGAGCAAAAAUUAUUGAGACAACCGCAUAAAUGCCCCCCCCCCUCACCCCCAAUUCAAUGUUGUGUGAAUGACUGAAAAGAGAAAAUUCAACCCACUUUUUCCAACAUUGAUCAUGGUGGCAGGGAGGAGGGGAGGCCGACGUACUUUAAAAUGGCCAAAAAUGUGAAAAGUCUAAUUAUUUUUGCACAUAUAUAUAUAUAUAUAUAUAUAUAUAUAUAUAUAUAUAUAUAUAUAUAUAUAUAUAUAUAUAUAUAUAUAUAUAUAUAUAUAUAUAUAUAUAUAUAUACAUAUAUAUAUAGUGGAAACUCGUGCGCCAGAAAGAUGUCCCAUCUUUUGCUAGCAGGUUAUGAAGAUGUCCCAUCUUUUCUUAACCAGUGGAAGCUUAAAAAAGUCCUAUAUUAUAAAAAGUCCUUAAAAAAGUCCUAUAAAGUCCUAUCACGCUAAGUUAUAGAGUAAAGCGGUGCAUGGAGCUAUAGGGCUAUAGUUUUUUGAAUAAUAUCUAGAAUACUUUUAGUGAAAACUCUUGUGUCAGAAAGAUGUCCCAUCUUUUGCUGACAGAUUAUGAAGAUGCCCCAUCUUUUCUUAACCAGUGGAAGCUUAAAAGGAGUCUUAUAUUAUUCUUUACAUCACGCUAAGUUAGGGUAUAAGCGGUGCAGCUAUAGUGCUAUAGUUUUUUUAAUAAUAUCUAGAAUACUUUUAGUGAAAACUCUUGUGACAGAAAGAUGUCCCAUCUUUUGCGGACAGGUUAUGAAGAUGUCCCAUCUUUUCUUAACCAGUGGAAGCUUAAAAGGAGUCUUAUAUUAUUCUUUACAUCACGCUAAGUUAGGGUAUAAGCGGUGCAGCUAUAGUGCUAUAGAUUUUUAAUAAUAUCUAGAAUACUUUUAGUGAAAACUCUUGUGACAGAAAGAUGUCCCAUCUUUUGCUGACAGGUUAUGAAGAUGUCCCAUCUUUUCUUAACCAGUGGAAGCUUAAAAGGAGUCUUAUAUUAUUCUUUACAUCACGCUAAGUUAGGGUGUAAGCGGUGCAGCUAAUGCUAUAUUUUUUUUUAAUAAUAUCUAGAAUACUUUUAGUGAAAACUCUUGUGUCUGAAAGAUGUCCCAUCUUUUGCUGAUAGGUUAUGAAGAUGUCCCAUCUUUUCUUAACCAGUGGAAGCUUAAAAGGAGUCUUAUAUUAUUUAUUACCCGACAACGCAGGCGCGGGCGUAAAUUCCGUAAAAUAGCUAAGACAAUGGUGUCAAUGCAGCUAUUGUUUUUUGAAUAAUAUGUUGAUAUAUAUCUUGGUGAAAACGGUAAAAACAUUUGUUCCAGAUUCAUUUGCGCACUAGGGCCUUGGAAAAGACGGUAUAAGUGUAUAAGCCAUUGAAGCCGCCGCACUUUUUAUACUGCCAAGAUCUAUAAAGACGGCAAAUAGGUUUCGACGUUUCGAUAUGGAAUUAUCAUGCCAUACUUUGGACGUAAACAAAAUCUAGGUUGAAUAUUAUUCACGCUAUUCGAUCUCUAAGAUAUCAAGAACGUUUUGUUUUACAACUCGUGCUCGAGUAUUAUUACACGCAGCCUUAUUUCACAUUAUACGCUAUAGUAUAGCCUGACCAUAGGUGACUUGUCAACAGUCAGCAUCGUAAAUAUCAUCCUGACAUAUUUGUACACUUUUAUUUUAAUGCAUAACAGAAAAUUAACUUAUUACUUGCUUGGUUUCACACUGCGUUUAAGCAACUGAACCUGGAUUGAUGACAUCUUAUAGCGGUAAUUAAUAAUGCGAUUAGCCUUGCUCGUUUCCUGAAGUUGCAAACUCAGUUUGCAGAUCCCGCUGUUUUUCAAAACGUGCGGGUCGUCAUGAUCAGGAGCAAAAAGUAUUGAGACAACCGCAUAAAUGCCCCCCCCCCUCACCCCCAAUUCAAUGUUGUGUGAAUGACUGAAAAGAGAAAAUUCAACCCACUUUUUCCAACAUUGAUCAUGGUGGCAGGGAGGAGGGGAGGCCGACGUACUUUAAAAUGGCCAAAAAUGUGAAAAGUGCAAUUAUUUUUGCACGCGAUUGUAGUGAUGAACAAGGUCGUAAAUCCUGGUGGGACGGGGCGAUCCCCCUCCACCCCGUUCCCACUUUCUCGACAUUCGUAAAAAUCCACAAUAAGUUACGUCUGUUGGCCUCCUCCGCACCACCCACUUUUUGGAAGUGGAUUUCCGCCCUUGCUAGUGAAGUGUAUUGACUUUGUAUCCAUUCCUCAUUUUCAGUGAAUUUGAUAUUAAUAGUACAAGACAAUAAGGCCGAACACGUAUACAUGAGCCUUUAGUAUUCAGUAGAAAGUGAAUUAUUAUAUGCAAUUUUAGCUCAAUAAGGAUAAAAGAGUACAAGCUAUGGUAAAUUGAUCCUUUCUAUUUAGUAAUAAUAAUAUAAUAUUAUUUCUUAACCGCGAUCAUUGCUUAUAAAAAUUACCAACGAGAACCUAUAUACUUGCUUGAUCUCUGAUCCUUUUUAUAAUAAAUCUUGUGUAGUAAAACACAAGAUUUAUUAUAUCGAGCUUUAUUGAUCUAAUGGCUAGAAGUAUUGUACGAAGCGCGACUAUCAAUAUUUCUAUCAGAGUAAUCAGAUAUAUAAACCGCUCCCACCUCAGCAUUUGGAGAUUUUGCAAACUGCAUGGCGUUUGCGCUAAUAGUCAACUAAAACCCAAGAUACCAAACAUAGACGACGAAAUACUCAUAUUAAAUUUUAAAGCGAAUUCGUGUCACUAUACUGUCAUUUUAUAUUUGCUUACGAUAUCGCAAUAUUUCACAGCAAACAUGUAAUUAGCUAUGUGUAUUGUAGAUGGAAAUUUGUAUUCAUUUAUUAGACCUAACCAGGAACAGCUGUGAAAAAUGCAACUUUAAUUAGGUCCCUGGCAGGAAUUGAAUAUUCGGCCCUGCGAUUCCCGCGGUGCAACGCUCUACCCAACUGAGCUAUACAGAGGCCAGUUGUCGAGCUUUAACCACAAUAGUUCAUGUACAUAUACUAGGGUACUGCCACGUGUAGGUUAUGGGUAUGAACUUGUAGUUAGAGCUCGGCAACUGGCUCUGUAUAGAUCAAAAUCUACUGAUCUGUGCUAAGUUAAAACAGUGCACAAACUGGCCACGGGUAAUACGGCCAAGUACUAGUUCAGUGUAAUAUUCCUCAAAUAUGCAUGACGAUAGUAACUUCGACUGAGUCAAUUUUCCUGAUGAUUUUGGUUGGAAGUUUCAGUGGCAAAACUUUCAGUUGAAACAUUUAGUGGAAAAAAAAAAUAGCUGUAAAACUCUUUGGGUGUGCGGCCAUCUUCUUUGGAUCCACUAUAUAUGGAUCCACUAUACAUACUACUACUCUUUUUAAUUCGAUACGAUACUUCCUCGAUAUUUUCCAUAUGUUUUCGAUAUCGAUACCGAUAUCGAUAUUUUCCCAACUCGAACAACCAUAACAACAAAACUGAAGACUAUUUUUAAUCAUUGAUAUAAUGAUAACGGCAACAACGCUAAGUAAACAAUAUAAACAUUAAAUAAUAUGUGUCAGUGAUUGCAACCAACAUAACCAGAAACUCCGAUCCUGCCCGUGGACCAUUAUAGCACCACAUAAAAUGAACUACUUAGUAUUUACGCCUAUUUAGGCUUUUUGGUAUCGUUUUCAUGAUGACGCCGCUGACCAAAAUGAAAUAUAUCGCAGGCUCAGAAGUAUCGAAACAAUCGAUCGAUAUCUGUUGCCAUUUCACUAGUAUCGAGUAUUUGGUAUCGGUAUCGGCCCAUCCCUAAUUAAUAUGUUCCCUUAAUAGUAGCGGUAGUAUAGUAGUGAAAAUGAAAUCUAAACCUCACUAAUAAUAGACAACUUGCAUGUUAGACUAAUUUUUGAUUUAGGCAAAAAAGUAAAUUCCCGUAAAGAACUUAUUAAAAUCAGUAAAAUUGCAAAAUUUGGUUACGAAAUGUUGUAAAAUACAGAAAAUAUAGCCUUGUGAAGUUUGCAUAUUUUCAGUAUGUUUGUAUUACGUGCGGAAAUUGUUACCAUUUUUGAGCCGAAAAUGGUAACAAUUUCCUCACGUAAUACAAAUAUACUGAAAAUAUGCAAACUUCGCAAGGCUAUAUUUUCUGCAUUUUACAACAUUUUGCAACCAAAUUUUGCAAUUUUACUUAUUUUGAUUAUGUUCUUUUUAGCUGUGGUGUUUUAUUCCCUUCUCUCUACUUAGAUUAAAAUUUAGUCUAACAUGCAAGUUGUCCAUUAAUCCGACAUAUAUUUUAUUUUGUAAAGGUAAUUCUGUUUUCCUUCCCGUACGCCUAUAUGCGUACCCUGCAUGGUUCCAGGGGUUCUUGUGCCGCCGUAUUAUAAAUUACGAAUAAAAACUUUCUCAAUUUUAAGUUCUUUGAAUACCUGCUGAAACUUUCCUUUUUUGGCACCAAUGCCUAUUGCAUAUUGUUAUUGUAAAAAAAGUAAAAUAACAACAUGCAAAUUAGGUAAAUGCAUGAAUUAAGUAUGCGUGAUAGACAUUGAUGACAAAAAUAAUUAAAGUUUCAGCAACAAUUUAAAGGACUGAAAACUGAGUAAAUUUUCUGAUAUUUGGACCAUUGAUAAAACACAUAACAACUUGCUCGCCCAUGAACUCAAAAUGCGUUUUAAACUUUUAAAUUUCACGCGCAAACUAUUUUUAAUGCUGCUAAAAAGACACCUGCUCUGCAAAGUUUAUCUUUAAGGAAAUAUUUUAUUCAUUCUAUUCCCAAACAAUCUAUAUUUAUCAAAAAUAUUCAUGAAAUGAACGGAUUUGUGAAAUUGAGAGCCGUUUCAAAAUUGUCCACUUUUUUAUACAUCCUGUAUAUAUAAUCACCAAUCUAUAGUAGGCCUAUCAGAAUUUUGCGACACUUUCAAACCAGUCUCAAAGCUCAGAGCUUAUUAAUGUUAUUAUAUGUUCAGUAUUUUGCAGUUAUAUUGGCGGGCAAAUAAAAAUUACGUUUAUUGUUUUUCAAUAGAAAUGAAUGGCAACCUUGAACUAGAAGAAGAAUCGAAUCAUGAUUUAGUUUCGCGUCUUGAAAAACCACUCCGUGUGAAAAGGGAAGAUUUAUCUUCACUAAAUGACAAUGGCAAUGGUAGGAAAAUGGUCAAUUUAUAAUAAUAACUAAGAAUAUUGAUGUUAAAUUAUAUAUUUAUUUGAAUUAGUUACUAUUGUAACUAUUAAGCAAACUAGCUGUAAGUAAACGUUGACUCAUGCAGAGUAUGAUAUAUCAGUAAAGUCGGUGAUUUAUAUUUCAAAACGCGUAUAUAUAUAUUUCAAAAUGCACUGAUGUACAUUAAUAACUAUAACAAUUCUACAAUGAGCUCAAGCCAUACAUGAGUUGGUAACGAAAUAUCAAAUUAUUCCAGUACAUUUAGAAAAAAAUAGACAAUAGUAUUUUAGAAAAUGGAAAAUGUACUCUCGCUUUAGCAAGUGUUAAUUAGAACGUGUUUUUAUGGUUCGCUUUAUGUCGAAUGUGACGAAUAACGAACGCUUGUUGUUUUAGAAACAACAGCAAAACUCAUUACCCACUUCAUUUCCCACGCCAUUUUAACUUAUCUGAAUAUAGUAAAUGUCCAUUUUAUAGCAGGUUUUUCACUUUUUAGGUGACAGCAAAUGCACCCGAAAGGUUGAUCUUGGGUUUCUUUUAGACAGUUCUGGCAGUGUUGGAGCAAUUAAUUUCGAUAAAAUGAAAUCGUUUGUAAAAAAUUAUACCGGCUAUUUCAAGAUUUCACCAAACUACACAAGAGUGUCUGUGAUAAAAUAUCAAUCAGGGAUACAGGUCCAAUUUCUGUUUUCGAAACUAUUUGUUUCGCAACAAGACUUAAAUUCAGCAAUAGAUAACAUUCUCUAUGCUGGAGGUGGCACUAAUACAGGUGGAGCAUUGUCCAAGGCGUAUACAGAUAUGUUCAAUGUCAGUUAUGGUGCCCGAUCCUCAGGUUGGUUAAAACUGUAUGCUAAUUAUUUUUCCCGUCGAUAUUUUUUUAAAGUCUUUUCUCCAUCAAUUCUUUUCGAUAGUUCUUUUGGCUUUUCUUUCAUAAUUUCUUUCUUGUUUUUCUCUCUGUUUUAAACUUAAAUUUUACCGGUGCAUGAGACAAGCAUCUGACUCAUUUAGAGAACAUUAUGAUAGGUUAUUUAAACGAGCUAUAUAUAUAGAUCACGUCUGUAUCUACCUGCAAGAACAUUCCGCUUCUUGGCCAACAAUUUCCGGUUUAGCGUUAGCAAGAAAAAAUAUUUAAAUAGGCUUUGACAGCAUUUUUUGACUAUCAAUUUUUGACGAUCCGAGUUUUGACGAUCAAUCUUUUGUAUUCCCUUUUUAACGGCAGUAAUAAUUAAUUCAUUUAUCGACAUGUUUUUCGUUGAAAACACACAAAAAACACUUUUCGUGGAAGGGUAUCACAACAUUUGCCCAAGUGCUUGUUGCCCAUUUGGAGAAAGGUAUAAUAUUGCGAGUUCUGUCUGAAAACUUCCAAUUCUGUAAAAUGUCUUAACCACUCAAUUUCGAUGCAAAAUUGCGAGUUUUUGGCUAUUUUUGAUCGCAGAGGUAGCAUUCGAGAGCUAAAAGCCUGAUCUUUUAUUGGUAUGAACGUAAUGUAUAAUUCACGAUAACAUGCCAAAGUUGGAUCACCUUUUUUUAUACACCCUGCAUGAUAACAUUGAUGGUGCACAAGUGUUGAUUGGCCGAGAAGCGUGAUUCUACAACUGUAUCGGGAAACACGGGAAAUUUUCGUCUUGCAGCUUUUGUUUUUUAAAACGCAUAGAAACCAAUUUUGACACGCGCUACAAUCAACAAGUGUGAUCAAUACUAAUUUUGGCAAUGAAAUUAAGCAACCACAGAAUAAAAAGCUAAUUAUCAGUUUAACUUAAAUACAGGAUAACUUGCCAAUGAAUAUUUUGUGGGGUGAAAUUCAUGAAAUUCAAAGGGCAAACUCCACUGGAUUUUAUGCUUAUGUAAUACGAAUAUGUAAUUUAAUCGAUAUAGAAAAAUAGAUACUGAAAACAUUUCUUGGGUUGUAUUGUAAAAUAAAUCGAACACAUUUUCCGUGUGUUUCUGAACAGUUAUAGAAACACUUGUGGGAGUUUUGGAGAACGUGAUUGAUGAUUUCCCCUUCUCUCCACGUAUAGAAACAUGGAAAAUGUUUUCUUGUAAUGCAAAUUGCUUAUAAUGGUCAUACCCAUAUGACCAUAUGCAGUUGUGUGCCGAGAGUAUUAAAGGGAAAGUUCGCUCAUACAGUUCGCUCUUCGCUUUUUUAACUUCUAUAAGUUUUUUUUUAAUAUAAAUUGGGCAAUUUAGGAGGCAAGUGGAAAACGCGAAAACAAUGUACAUGUUUUAUGUUUACGACAAAAUACAAAACAAACUUGCUUUAUAUUUCAUCAUUUCCCAUCUUAUAUCUCUUCUUGUCAUUUCUUUAAAGUAAAACCAGUUAGAAAUUCGCUUGUCAACGACUUUUCCAUGUGUUUUCUUUCUUUUCAAUUAUUAAUGAAUGAAGUACGUUGAGUAUGAUAAGAAUUAUCAAGCCCCAGUGGCGUAACACAACCUCCGGAGGCCCCCCUCAAAUUUUUAAGUGGGGGCCCUAUUUUCGAAUCAAAUUCAUUGAAAAAAGGGGUUUAAAAAAAUUUAACAAUUAAAAAAAUAAUCACAAAAAGUUUUCCCCAUCAAUGUCUACUAAAAAAGGAGUCCAAAUUUCACUAAUUCAUGCUUUUCGGGGCCACCCAUUACAAAUUUUCGGGCCUUCUAUAACUGUGGCUCGGCGCAAUUUGCCCAAUGUACUAGCAAAAAUGUUAGGGUCAUUUUUGCCGGGGAACCCCCAGGCUGUCAGGCAUGGGUGCCCCCCCGUCUCUGGACACCCGGACACCCUCCAGUUAUAUCAAACGAAGGCUGAUCGAGGUUGAUAACACAAACUGAGGGCUUGGUAAUUCUUCAUAUCUUGCGAAAACCGAAUUCAAUAGUGGUUUUAUUAUUUAUUUAAAACAUGAAAAAGACAUCCGCUCCUGUGGGUUCAAUUAUUCGAAAUAAUGACCAGUUCUUUUUCCCAUUUUCAGAAAAUCUUUCCUUUUUCUUUCAUAAGCUCUUAACAUGUUUCAAAACCUUUCGCGGCUGUUUUCCCUGAUAUUUCGUCUUUGUAUUUAAAAAGCGUUUUCUUUAAACCUGAAAAUGGCGCCACAUUGUUUAGGUCGUGUUUCCACAUUUUAAAUUUGUGUUUCCACAGAGUGGCCAUUCUUUUCAUAUUCAACGUUAUGGCGUCAGUCCGUUGAAUAUUAUGUCAAAACUUCACAUUUGGUCAGCUAUUGAGUUCAUAUGACGACUUUACAGUGAGCUAUUAGCCAAUCAGAAACCAGGAACCUUUUAAGUAAAUAAUAAUUGUUAAUUAUAAAUAAUAUUUAAUAUUUUGUACGACCUAUUUUGUCCGAUACCGCAAUAGUCAUUCAUUAUACCAUUUCCGUCUCCACUGGCAAAACGCUCUAUUGAAGAAAACAACAUUUCUGCCUUUUGAUAAACAUUCAAUAUGUUUUGCAUUAAUUUUUGCCUAUAUGACAUAUGUUCUGAAUAAAAAUGUGUACAAAACAAAUUGGGGUGACUGCAUGCGUGCUCUUUUUCUAACUACUCAAAUCUGAAUAGGCCUAUUUUACAAUGAAUUGUGUGCGCAUGGUUCAGCAAUGGACUUGUAUUACUAAACUUAUAUUUAUAUUACUAAAACUAACAUAAUUUAAAUUAAUGAAGAAACUCUAAAAUCUAUGAACAUCUCACCUGCUGCAUAUAUAAUACCUAAAUAUACGAAGUUUAAAAAUGUCACACUGUUAUACCAACCUGAUUGCAAUUUAUUAAUGAAUUGUAAAAUGUAUACGUAUUUAUAAUUAUGUCUAAACUUUUUAGAUGCAAUAAAACUCUUAAUACUACUCACUGAUGGCGAAAGCUUUUCUCCGGUCGAUGAACCAGCAGAGCGACUAAAGGACAUUGGUGUUCGUAUAUUCUCUGUUGGAAUUAGUUCCGAUCGAUUGUCAAUCCCACAGUUGAGACAAAUGGCGUCCUCACCAGUCGACGAUCAUCUUUUCUUGUUGAAAGAUUUCACUGACUUUUCAAAUUUGGCAGAGAAUAUGACAUCCACUACAUGCAAAGGUAUGGUAUAA
This is a messenger RNA of Paramuricea clavata, 9274 nucleotides long. The record is from the annotation of a GenBank genome assembly. NCBI's taxonomy places the organism in Eukaryota, Metazoa, Cnidaria, Anthozoa, Malacalcyonacea, Plexauridae.